AUGGACCUACCAGAGUUUGUUACACCUUCUAUUUUACCACUAGAGCCUAUUACGUAUGUACCACCUGAGGCACCUCCGAUUUCCCCUCCCGUUGUCCCACUUCAGACUCCUCUUGUGGAUCCUCCAACUAUACAACCUCUUCAGACAUACUGUUGUCGCCAACCACCAUCGAUUAUACAUGUCCCUACACCUGUUCUUGAUACCGAAGUCAUUCCAAACGCUCCUUCGCCACCACCUUCUCCGUUAUCAGAUCCGACCUUUGAUAUUCCUAUUGCUAUUCGUAAAGGUAUACGUCCUACUCUUAACCCAUCCCCUCAUUACGUUGGUUUGAGUUACAAUCGUUUUUCUCAUUUGCAUUAUAUUUGUUUGUCUUCCUUGUCUUCUAUUUUUAUUCCUAAAUCUCCAGGUGAAGCUUUAUCCCACCUAGAAUGGAGACAACCAAUGAUUGACGAGAUGUGUGCCCUUCAGAGUAAUGGUACUUGGAAAUUGGUUCCUUUACCAUCUGGAAAGUCUUUAGUGGGAUGUCGUUAG
Molecule: messenger RNA, 531 nt
Organism: Cicer arietinum (chickpea)
Lineage: Eukaryota; Viridiplantae; Streptophyta; Magnoliopsida; Fabales; Fabaceae
Source: RefSeq, a predicted model, not a curated record